AAUUUGCCUGUAGCAAGCGUCCAUACAUGUCUCUGUAACCUGCAUAAAUACUGCAUAGUAUAGUCAAGUCAUGCUAGGUACAGCCUGUACAGUACGAGUUCUCCACCGGAUCUAGCGAAGUGCAGCCAGGAAGCUCAAUAGAUUCCACGUCGCUAAGACUCUCCGCUCCAAACCAAUCUAACAGCCUGACUCGUGUCUCAGGGUGGUCGGGCACUUUGACUAAACACUAUCUGUAGUCGUGGAAACGUGCCUCUCCGGUUGGACAUCAAGUGGAGAGGCUGGGGCAAGGAUGACAUGCAGAUCUGCGUGUUUAUCUACAACACUCUGGAGAGAGCUCACAUGUCUCUCUCCCCCCUCCUCUCUCUCUCUCCCCUGCCCACUCUGACUACAUCCGCUGCAUCGCAGUUCACCCAACACAACCUUACCAGCAGCGGUUUGUGGCGGUGUGUGAGGAACAAGAGCUUCGGUUCAGCACAGGAGUUUGUCUGGGGCCACGACUCCUCAGAUUAAAUCAAGUCAACCCCACCUAGACCACUCAUACAAGUCCUCUGUAGUCCAUCCACGGUCUAGUCUGGUCAGGCUGACUUAAACACUUUUGUUUCUAUGGCAGGUAUGCUACUCGGGAGAGCACCAGCAUGGUCAAAAUAUUCAAAAACUUCAAGCAGAAGAAGUCUUUUAAACCAGACUCUGGGGCAGAAGCUGGUGUGUAUUGCCACGGUGGAGUCUUUCUUUAUGCUGCGCUACCUGGCUGAGAAAGUGGCAACAGCACAGGAGACCGAGGAGGGAGUCACCGAGGACGGGAUAGAUGACUUCUUCGAGGUGCUGUGUGAGAUUCAGGAGGUGGUAAAGACUGGUCUGUGGGUGGGAGACUGUUUCAUCUACACCAGCUCUGUCAACAAACUCAACUACUACGUGGGAGGAGCGAUCGUCACCAUCGCCCACCUGGACAGAACUAUGUACCUGUUGCGACUGGUGUUGUAUCCCUGUCUGAGGGUGACCGUGACUGUAUCUGGGGACUUUGGGAUGGCCGACAGGGUCCAACCCACCAUCCCUAAAGAGAUGAGGACCAGGGUCGCCGACUUCCUAGAGAAACAGGGUUUCAGGCGGCAGGCCCUGACUGUGUCAACAGACUCAGAACACAGGUUUGAGUUGGCUCUGCAUCUAGGAGAACUGAAGAUCGCCUACCAGCUGGCUGUGGAGGCCGAGUCAGAGCAGAAGUGGAAGCAGUUGGCAGAGCUGGCCACCACUAAGUGCCAGUUUGUCCUGGCCCAGGAGUGUCUGCACCAUGCCCAGGACUAUGGGGGGCUACUGCUGCUGGCCACAGCCUCGGGCAACACCACCAUGGUGGGCAAGCUGACAGAGGGGGGAGAGAGAUGGCUUUCCUCACCUAUUUCCUCCAGGCGAAGCUGUAUCAUAGCUGGCCGUGAUGGGGAGUCCCAUAGGGCGGUGCUCAAUUGGCCUACAGGAGGCCUUCCUGGCCGAAGACUACCUCAGGUUGAGGCCCGCCGCAGAGUACCCUCAUCACAUUCCUGACAAUAUCCAGUAACUUCGCACGGCCAUUGAAGAGGAGUGGGACAACAUUCCACAGGUCACAAUCAACAGCCUGAUCAACUCUAUGAGAAGGACAUGUGUCACACUGCAAGCCCAAUGAGGAUAGGAAUAUCCUGGAGGAAUCUGCAGCCUGUGUGCCAAAAGAGUGUCAGCUAAACCAGAAGUAAAGUCGAAAUCUCACACCUACUGUAAUACUGGACAUGACCAUAGCUGUUGUGUUUAGUGCUACUUACAUAACCCCUAGUUUAGAUACAAUCAUUAAUUUUGAUUUGUCAACUUGUUAUUCAAUCCAAAGUUAAAUCUAGAAUUGGCUUCCUAUUUCGCAACAAAGCAUCCUUCACUCAUGCUGCCAAACAUACCCUUGUAAAACUGACCAUCCUACCAAUCCUCGACUUUGGCGAUGUAAUUUACAAAAUAGCCUCCAAUACCCUACUCAAGAAAUUGGAUGUAGUCUAUCACAGUGCAAUCCGUUUUGUCACAAAACCCCAUAUACAGUG
Oncorhynchus masou masou (cherry salmon) is the source of this 2048-nucleotide messenger RNA. RefSeq names its product coatomer subunit beta'-like. The record is from RefSeq and is a predicted model, not a curated record. The transcript is spliced from 13 exons. Gene Ontology annotation, molecular function: structural molecule activity. Lineage: Eukaryota; Metazoa; Chordata; Actinopteri; Salmoniformes; Salmonidae. Gene Ontology annotation, cellular component: membrane coat. Gene Ontology annotation, biological process: intracellular protein transport; vesicle-mediated transport. Bases 604 to 1533 code for a protein of 309 amino acids.